CGCGGGUGGGGGCGAGGCCGCCGCCUGGCCCGGGGCUGCGGUGAGGUGUGGGGUGCCGGCGGCGGGGCUCUGCGGCUGCGGUGCGCAGGGCCAGGCAGGGUUGGGAGGAAGGUUAUUUUUGGCUUUCUGCAAGGAUGGCUUCAGAGGAUGCUCCAAGAAUAGGGAAUGACGUGGAAAUCAGCUGAAUUCACUUGUGCAUUACUGAGCCGAAAUGACAUUCAUGUUUGUGGUGAAGUCAUGGCAGCGCCUAACAUGGGAGGGAGAGACAUGAAUGGACAAUGUGGCGUGACUCGUUCAGAUUGCAGAUCUUCUGCCUGCUUGUGGCAGCGCUGGCUAUUGUGGUGCUGGUCCAUAAUUUUUUUCAGUUAGAGCACCUGGAUGAUGACACACUUUUGGGAUCAAAUUGGAUAACAGAAAAUCAUGUCCAGCAUUCUCUAUCACAGACAACCAAAACUACCAGGAAGCCUUACUGUGGUUAUAAGCAGCAGACUUUGUCCAGAAGAGAACAAGCGGAACAAGAAUCACUGCUUGCUGCAAUACAGUGGCCAAAACCCCCUGAUGGCAAAAUCGCCUUUGUAGAAAGCACUGAUCCUGCACAUAGUGACUUUGUGAUUGUGAAACCCAGCAGCUCCUUCAAGGUGGGUGAUCAGCUAGAGGUACUUGUUCGGAUGAAGGAUUUCCAAGGAAAACCCAAACAGUACGGUGGAGACUAUCUACAGGCACGAAUUCACUCUCCUCUGCUGAAAGCUGGAGCAACAGGAAGGAUUGUAGAUUGUCAUAAUGGCCUUUACAAAGUCUUCUUUACGUUGCUUUGGCCAGGAGAGGUCAAAGUUUCUGUGUCACUUGUCCAUCCAAGCGAAGCAAUCCGGGUCCUCCUGCGUUUACGAGAAGAAAGGCCAGACAGGGUCUAUUUCAAAAGCUCGUUCAAGUCUGGGAGGUACUCGGAAACUACUGAGUGCAAUGUUUGUUUGCCUGGAGAUCUCCCAGUGUGUAACUUCACAGAUCUCUACACAGGUGAGCCAUGGUUCUGUUAUAAGCCUCGAAAAUUGUCUUGUGCCAGCCGAAUCAGCCAUGCCAAGGGUGGAUAUCAAAAAGGUCUUCUGACGCAAGAGGAAAGCCUCUUUUUCCAAAGUGAUGUGAAUAUCAAAAGACCAAUACUCUCCAGUGGACCCGAUUCAGUGAUUGUAAAGCCCAAGGCAUUUACAGAUUCAAGCAGUAUGGACAGAGCUGAAGAUCCUACUGUUUCUCCUUCUGGUUAUUAUUAUGAAGACCAAUGGAGGUCAAGGACACACUGGAUCCAUCAUUUUAACAAGUCAGAUGAUAUAACUAAGUGCUUACAAGGAAAAGUAAUCCACUUGUUUGGAGACUCUACAAUAAGACAGUGGUUUGAAUAUCUAACGGCAUUUGUUCCAGAUCUAGUGGAAUUUAACCUGGAGAGUCCUAAGAAUGUGGGGCCUUUCAUGUCUGUGGACCUGAAGCACAACAUCCUGCUGAAGUUCCGCUGUCAUGGGCCACCCAUUCGCUUUUCAACAGUCUUCAGCAGCGAGCUGCGCUACAUUGCUAAUGAACUGAAUGGCAUAGUGGGUGGGAGAAACACCGUGGUAGCCAUAACUAUCUGGUCCCACUUCAGCACUUUUCCUGUGGAAGUGUAUAUCCGGAGGCUGAGGAACAUUCGGAGAUCAGUUAUUCAACUGCUGGAUCGCAGCCCCAAGACUUUAAUCAUCAUCAGAACCGCGAAUGUUCAGGAGCUUGGGCCAGAAGUGAGCCUCUUUAACAGUGACUGGUAUUCCUUUCAGCUUGACUCUGUCAUGAGGAAAAUGUUCUCAGGAAUUGCUGUGCACUUUGUGGAUGCUUGGGAGAUGUCUUUAGCUCAUUACUUGCCACACAACUUGCACCCAAAUGAAGUCAUUGUUAGGAAUCAAAUAGAUGCAUUUUUAUCUUAUGUGUGCCCUCUGCAAACUUAGCACAAGUGGAUAUCCCUGUGUCACCUUUUGUUAUAGCCAGAGGAGAGUUGCUCUUGUCAGAGCUAUUGAGUUAUGCUGGAUGGCAUGGAAGAGCUCUGCCUGUUGUACUUGCAUGCAGUAUAAGCGGGUUGGCCUUAACUGUGGAUAGCUGUGAAGGAUAGUAAAGAAGAGUUGACUGUUCAGGCCUACGAGGUUGACUCCUUUCAACCAUGUAAUUCAUAUCUGAGAUUAUUACAGAGCACCUUAAAUUAAAUGGACAGGAUCAAAUAAGAAAGUAUGUGGGUUAUUAGCUUUACUAGUUGUCUGCACUAUAUGCUUAAUUGAAUCCAUAUGACGCUGAUUCUGUUGCCAGAGUCUUGCUGCUCAGAAUGGUUUGUGAAACCUGGGAAAUACUUUGGGAGCAGUCUUUCUCUCAAUGUUUCAGAAUUUGAGGGACAUCCCUUCUAGUUGUGUGUCUGAGAAGCAUAGUGUCUGUCCUUAUUUCAAAGAACUGAUUAGAGAUAUGAAAGAGUGUACCAAAAUCACCAAUAUCAGUCAAGGAAGCACAAUCAAAAUAUCUAUAGUAUUAAGUUAUUAAAAAUCUGCUAAAAUUUAAUAGAGCACACUAGCUAGGCACCAUUGGUAUUUACAGAUUGCUGCUAAAUAGUACCAAUAGCCAGUACUUUAGUUUCCUGUACUACUGAAUCUCUUCUGAGCUUUGAUACACUGUCUACUUCUUGAUUUGUCUGUAAUGGAUAAAUGUGAUUGUAAUGACCUCAGUGAAGAUACUGUCUCAGGUACUUCCUGCAAAUUCAAGUUGCAGACUCCCCUACUUGAAGCUGGAAGCAUCUACUAAUGAAAUUGUUUCCCUUCCCUGUAAGAUAAAGGUGUUCCGUUAUGCUCCUGCAAAGCUGGACAUCUGGUAAAAUGACUCUUGUACAUUGUUCAUGCACUGUGUCAGCAGGGAGAAGCCAGAAAGUGUGCUUGAUGAUGUUUGGCAGUGGGUGCCAACAACUGGCACACACUAGUGUCAAGGCCACAUAGUGAUGCCCGUUCUCAUGUUUUGACAGUUUUAUAAUUUGUUCAUGAGCUUUGCUGCUGCCAAUGUAAAAGGUCAGAGGAAUUGCCCCCAAAAGCCAAGCACACUCAGGGCUGCCGUUCACACAGACACUUGGGAAAUAUUUGCUGUUUCCCUGCUGUGAAAGCUGGUGGCUCUUGAUGGACCUCUUGGCAUGGCAUUUGCUGCUGCUAAUUUCACUGAACCCAUCCAUAGUUUUAACUAAGUAGUGGAUCGAAAACAAAAUUUUCAUUAAAUUGAACCUCUGACCAUCAAGAAUUAAACAUCAGCCAAGUGUUCCAUGUUGUUAUCUUUCUUCUUGUCCCACUCAGGCCAAAGGUUGUCUUUACGGGUGGCUCUACUGAGAAAUGUGUCAAAACGGUAGUGGAGUUGCUUCUGAAACAGCUCGUUGUGACUGGGGAAAAUAUGAAAGUUGAGUCUCUGUGAGCAAACUGAGAAGAUUUGUGAGGCAAAUUAGUAGGUUGUAGAACAAAGUAGAAUAACUGAAAUGUCUUCAUGUUAUUAGUGUUUCACUCUUUGCCACGUUUGCUGCUUUGUUAGGAAGGUUUGUACUCUUAUUGCUGGAACCCCAAGCGUUCUAAUGCUACCAACUACAGAAACAGUAUUUUUUGUUUUGUUCAUUUUAAAGGACAACUGAGAACUGUUUUAAAAACAAACAUAAGUGCUUUUAGCAUGUAAAAAUUAUCAGUAGCAUCCAUCUAUACACUUAGUAAUUUUAAAAUGUUUAAAAAUGACUGGAGGUGUCAUAUACACUGAAAUAGCAUUGUAUUCUUAGCUUUUCAAAUCAGAAUUAAGGAGGUCCAAUUUGCCAAUUCCUACUGACAACUGCCUCACGUAGUAUCUGUCCAUACUUCAGCUUAAAGUAACUAUUUUUCACUUUAAUAUGUUAAUGGAAAUUUAUCCUCUGCUAAAAAGAGACCACACCAAUUCAGGUCUGGGAAGGUAAACCAUCACAAUGCAAAAUGACCUUUCAUCUUUCCCAGGUAUGUUUUUAAAAAUAGAUAGAGUAUAAGACUUUCAUCCUGAAGAACAAAUCUAUCCAAAUAAUGUUAAUGAAAAUAAGACUUCAAACUUUUUCUUUGAAGGAAACUACUUAAUUUGUGGACUAAUCAUUUGGGUUUCCUCAUAAAGCCAUACCAUGUGUGAAAGUAUUGCUGCUGCAUGUUUUUUCUCUGAAUGUUGUAGUGGUCAUUACUGCUCUUCAACAGCAACAUCAUAUCGCUGUCAGCUGCCAAUAAUAGAUAGAGAAGAACAUAUUUUUUUAAUGUUUUGACAAUGGAGGGAAAUAGAACAGGACUACUAUCAGCAAAGAUGACAUAGAAUCAUAGAAUGGAAGGGGUUGGAAGGGACCUUUAGAGAUCAUCUAGUCCAACCCCCCUGCAGAAGCAGGUUCACCUAGAUCAGGCCGCAUAGGAAAUUUGGCCACAUGUCCAGGCGGGUCUUGAAGGUGUCCAAUCACCUUCUGGUAGAACCAGAACAUUUUAGGUAAUGAACUUGAGGGAAAUUGCCAAUUGAUUUGGAAUGAGGACCAAUAUCUCAUUUAUUUGGGCUCUGGAAUAGACAGGGAAGAGAAAGAGAUAAACUGAGGAUUUACUCCUGUUUUCAGAUGGAGACGGGACACUUUGCUUUUGUAUGUCAUUCAAUUGAACUGUGAAUAAUUUUCAAUUUCUAUUCUUGUCUUGUUACCAGUUACACCAGUUGUGUAUGUACUGUAUAUGGAAACAUAGA
Molecule: messenger RNA, 4749 nt
Organism: Colius striatus (speckled mousebird)
Lineage: Eukaryota; Metazoa; Chordata; Aves; Coliiformes; Coliidae
Gene: NXPE3
Product: neurexophilin and PC-esterase domain family member 3
Exons: 7
Coding region: 279-1964 (561 amino acids)
Source: RefSeq, a predicted model, not a curated record